Xyrauchen texanus (razorback sucker) is the source of this 2020-nucleotide messenger RNA. Its product is annotated as BTB/POZ domain-containing protein KCTD5-like. Gene Ontology annotation, biological process: proteasome-mediated ubiquitin-dependent protein catabolic process; protein homooligomerization. Gene Ontology annotation, cellular component: Cul3-RING ubiquitin ligase complex; cytoplasm. Lineage: Eukaryota; Metazoa; Chordata; Actinopteri; Cypriniformes; Catostomidae. The record is from RefSeq and is a predicted model, not a curated record. Bases 211 to 972 code for a protein of 253 amino acids. Gene Ontology annotation, molecular function: cullin family protein binding. The transcript has 7 exons.
UGCAGGAAUACGUUGUGCAAUGGAAUACAAAAAACAACACAGUCGCGUCUGUUCGUUGUCUAUGGCCUAAAAGACACAUUUAAGGGGGUGUUUCUCAUGUGAAAUAAACAGCAGAGCCGUCCGUGCUUCGCGCUCUCCCGUGCGCGUUUGUUGGUUGUUGGAGAACCGCGCGGUCACCGUUACGCAUUUCAGCAGAGCACCGAGCGCAGGAUGGCCGAGAGUCACGGCGAGAUCAGCGGACACGAUUGUCGGCGUCCGGCACAGACUUUUAACCACAGAUCGUCCAAGUGGGUCCGUUUGAACGUCGGCGGCACGUAUUUUCUGACCACCAGACAGACGCUCUGCCGGGACCCCAAAUCAUUCCUGUCCCGACUGUGCCAAGCGGACCCAGACCUGGAUUCAGAUAAGGAUGAAUCUGGGGCGUAUUUGAUUGACAGGGAUCCAAUGUAUUUCGGUGCUGUACUGAAUUACCUGAGACAUGGAAAGCUGGUCCUUAACAAGAACCUGACAGAGGAGGGAGCUCUUGAAGAGGCAGAGUUCUACAAUAUCACAUCAUUAAUUAAACUAAUCAAAGACAAGAUCAGUGAAAGAGAUGCCAGGACUACACAUACACCGGUCAAGCAUGUUUACAGGGUGUUACAGUGUCAAGAAGAGGAACUUACUCAGAUGGUCUCAACAAUGUCGGACGGAUGGAAGUUUGAGCAGCUUGUCAGUGUAAGUUAUGGGCGGGCCCAGAAGUCAGAGUUUUUCCUGAUUGUGUCUCGAGAGGUGAAGGGGGAGGAGCCAUGCCAAACUCACCCCGCCCACAGUGGAGAGUUGGUCAGUAUCGGCUCCUCAUAUAAUUACGGUAACGAAGAUCAGGCGGAGUUCCUGUGUGUUGUUUCUAAGGAGCUGCACAACCAAUCAUAUUGUGCCAACAGCCAACCUAGCGAGAAAGCUAAGAUUCUGCAGGAGCGUGGUUCUAGAAUAUGAUCUACUAGAUCCCAUGUGGUUUUAAGACAUUUCAGUUCUUUCUAGAACUUUCCAUGUGCUUGUUCUCUUCACGCCCCAAAAAGCAUGUACACUGGCACAUCGGAUAUCCGAAGCACUCAGACAACACUUGAGGAGCAUGUCAUUUGUAAAUGUGUCUUUAUGGUGCCUGUCAAUUUGAAUAAAAACUGGAACACUUUGGUUUGAUCUACACAGAUUCAGAGACAGUUGUUGACUGGUUCUGAUUCUGUCUGGUCCAGAUUUGGAGAACUGGACCAAUGCAAAUCUCAGGGAUCAAAUGGAAAUGCACACUACACUCUCAAUCACAAAAUCAGUAGAAUGGACAUUUAUAGUCUAUAUACAUGUAACAAUUUCAGUAUGUCCCAAUAGAAAUGUCCAGGACUAGUUUUAGUCUUGUGGUUUGCAUGCACAAUGAAGAGACAACAAUAGAGAUUUGAUAAUCAGUAAUAAUGAUGGUGCAGUAGCAUCAUGGUUUAGCACUCAUUUUAAUCUUACAGUGUUUAAUGCGAGGUUGUUGAAAUAAGAUUUCCUUGCAAAAAAAAACAUUUUAUUGAUGCAUGAAACCCCAAGGAAAUGCUGUUCUAUAGUUUUUUUUUACUCCUUUUUUAUCUAAAAAUGAUUGCUUUUGCACUGCAGCUAUUUUUAUUAUUAUUAUAUUUGUGCACUUGAUCUUAAAGGGACAGUGCUUUUUGUCUGUAAAACUAGAGGAAAGGCAAGCAAGCAGAAAGCAUUUGAAAACGAGCAUGGUGGUUAUAGGGUUGUGUGUUGAAUGGACAUGCAUUCUGUCCAUGGUAAAUAAUAAUAAAAAUGAAAUACAAUCUUGCUUGUCCAGACCUGGCACAUUUUUAUUUAUUGAAAAUCGCUGUUCUAUAUCCAAUAGGCUAAAAUAUUGUACACACAUUUGUGUUUAAUGUUUGAAAAUGCUAACUCUAAGUCUGACACCAGUUUUACUGCUAAAUCUCACAAUGCUGAUUGUAGCCAACACACACCCACACGCUUUUAAGAUAAAAAAAAUACAUUUUUAAACAAA